Molecule: messenger RNA, 261 nt
Organism: Anisakis simplex (herring worm)
Lineage: Eukaryota; Metazoa; Nematoda; Chromadorea; Rhabditida; Anisakidae
Source: the annotation of a GenBank genome assembly
AUGACUACCGAAACUGAAGAGAAGACCACUUAUCGCUAUCCAUUUAUGAGAACAACAACUGCGAUGCAGAGAACUCCUCGCUAUUCACAUUGGCCAACUGAAAAUGGGAAGACGACCACAUAUCGUUAUCCAUAUAUGGAAAAAACAACUCCGAAGCCGUGGACUCGUCGCUAUCCAUAUCCGACCACCCGACGUUAUUCAUAUCCGACCAGCCGACGUUAUCCAUAUCCGACUACCCCAGAUACAACUUGGUGGUGGUAA